AAAGAGGAGGGAAAAAGCUGAGCUGUAUUUGCAGGCGCUCGUCUACCAGGCUGCAGUGCCUCCUCUCUCCCACUGCUGUGGAACUGAAUGGUGGAAACAGAAAGCUAAACAGAUGCUUAAAGUUUCGUUUCUCGUCCAAGCCGUUUCCCCUCUAUAUUUCCCUUCCUCCACCUCUCUCCCUCUGGACGUGUUGUACCAGAGAGUGGAGUGCCGUUAAGUGCUUUGUUGUGAAUAUAUGUACUGAGGCAGUAAUAUAAGAUAAAGACAAAACUUGGAAGAGUGCACAAAGUGGAAGCUGCAAUUAUAUUGUCUCCAGGCAUGAACACUCUACCGGCUUAUUCAGGAGCUAGAAUAUCUGGCUGUUGGACUCUGAGAUCUGAUGGAAGUGGAGGUGGUGAGGGAUCACUGGACCGACUCCUCCCCUCAGUAAGCACGGGCCUGACGCCUCGGAAAAGGACGACUAGCCAGUGUAAGUCUGAGCCUCCUCUCCUGCGGACCUCCAAACGGACCAUCUACACCGCUGGACGCCCGCCCUGGUACAACGAACAUGGAACACAGUCCAAAGAGGCCUUUGUCAUUGGUCUCUGUGGCGGCAGCGCUUCAGGAAAGACGACAGUAGCCAGGAAAAUCAUCGAGGCUCUAGAUGUGCCCUGGGUUGUAUUGCUCUCAAUGGACUCUUUUUACAAGGUCCUGUCCCCGGAGCAGCAGACCCGGGCAGCCAGUAACGACUUUAACUUUGACCACCCCGACGCCUUUGACUUUGAUUUGCUGACACACACCCUGCGCAAACUCAAACAGGGCAAGAGUGUAAAGAUCCCUGUGUAUGACUUCACAACCCACGGGAGACAGAAGGAGUGGAAAAUCGUGUAUGGAGCCAGUGUGAUCAUCUUCGAGGGAAUCAUGGCCUUUGCAGAUAAAGCACUCUUGCAGUUGCUGGACAUGAAGAUUUUUGUGGACACAGACUCCGACAUUCGCUUGGUGCGCCGGCUGAGGAGGGACAUUUGCGAAAGGGGACGAGACAUCGAGGGUGUCAUCAAGCAGUACAACAAGUUCGUCAAGCCAGCGUUCGAGCAGUACAUUGAGCCCACCAUGCGCCUGGCUGAUAUAGUGGUGCCACGUGGUGGCGGCAACAUGGUGGCCAUUGAUUUGAUCGUCCAGCAUGUCCACAGUCAGCUGGAGGAGAGGAAACUUCGCUGGGAUAUGGCAGCCCUGGCAUCUGCACACCAGGCCCAGCCCCUCCCCCAGACCCUCAGCGUUCUGGAGAGCACACCCCAGGUCAAGGGUAUGCACACGAUCAUCAGAAAUAAGGAAACCAGCCGCGAUGAGUUCAUCUUCUACUCCAAGAGGCUGAUGCGCCUGUUGAUCGAGAGAGCGCUCUCCUUCCUCCCCUCACAGGUCCACAUAGUCCAGACCCCCCAAGGAGAGGAUUAUGAAGGCAGGACUUUCCACGGGAAGAGGAUCACAGGCGUGUCCAUCCUGCGAGCCGGCGAGACCAUGGAGCCGGCGCUGAGGGCCGUCUGUAAAGACGUUCGCAUUGGCAAGAUCCUCAUCCAGACCAACCAGGACACAGGAGAACCAGAGCUUCAUUACCUGCGUCUACCGAAAGACAUCGGUGAGGAUCACGUGAUUCUGAUGGACUGUACCGUGUCCACUGGAGCUGCUGCCAUGAUGGCUGUACGAGUCUUGCUGGACCAUGAUGUUCAGGAGGAAAAAAUCCUGCUAGUGUCUUUGCUAAUGGCUGAGAUGGGAGUCCACUCAGUGGCCUACGCAUUUCCACAGGUCAAAAUCAUCACCACAGCCGUCGACAAGAAGGUCAACGAUCUCUUCCACAUCAUACCUGGCAUAGGAAACUUUGGGGAUCGAUACUUUGGAACAGAUGCGCCCCCUGACUGGAGCGACGAAGAGAUGGAUGAGCCCAGUUACUGAUAAAUGAUUGACAGUGCACUAAUUUAUUGGGCACUGCCCCUCUGAGGACAAUAUGAGGAUAUGUUCUUUGCCUCUUUCAGGCCAUAACAUCCAGUAUGUCUUUUACGAACAAAGGCCCUUAAAAAGGACAGACAUCGCUAGAGUCACCUUAUUGAAAUUUUAAAUUAUAUUAUUUAAUCUUAUGUAAAUAUUGUUGAGGAAAGUGGUCUUAUGAAGUUUGAAAUAUUUUCAUAUGUUGAAUAAGUUAUGAAGUCCAAAUGCUUUAUUUUGUUUUUUUAAAUUUUGACAAUCUCUGCAUAGACAUUUGUGGUUUUGAAAAUAAAUAUUUAGCCUUAAGCCGCGUUCUGUGGACGACACAACUGAAUGUAAUUUUGCAGGUGCUGUGAAGAAAAGAAAAAAAGGUUAUUUUUUAUCACAUCGCUUCUUCACAACUUUCACAAAAGUAAAAUCAGAACAUAAACUCAUGUUGCUCAACUUCCAUUGCCAUGAGCACUCUCUGAAGGACCAUUCAAUCGGAAAUCGUGUAGGUGUAUCUAUCUUUUUUUUUUUUCUUUUUAGCUCACAGGUUCAGCCUCUGUGGAUUGCUGCCCUUACCAGUUAAAUAGGGUGUUGAAAACGUUUUUCAUUAUACAGCUUAAAGUAUGCACUUAAUGUGUAUUUAUGCAGUAUGUUCCUCAUUUGCAUAUUUUCACUAUGGAUAGACCUGACGAGUGAAAAGGCAAGUCAUGCAUCUUUUAACUGCUAUGGAAAUGGGUGAUCUGCGUUUUUAAAAAAACAUAUUAAGUGUUUGUUUCAGUCCCACGCAUCCUGAUAUAUGCAUUUUUUUUUUUUUUAGCUGUAGAUGGUAUUGUGUUAUAUUUUUAAUUUUUUAAAGGGCGCGUUGGGUUGCGGAUACAUGUGAACUCAAAACAUGUCAAAAAGUCUUCUGAUGGUGCCUGAUCUUUUUACAUGGUGUUAGAGUUGAAAAUAAUGUGAACUGUGACAAUUACAAUUGGUGCCUGUUUUAUAUUUUCAACAGCUGCCCAGACGUGUGGUCAUACUCCAUAAUAUCCACGUGGUCGUCUGAACACGUGCAAUGAGACACGAGAAGGAGAGUGUUGCAUAGAAAGUGCAUUUUGAUAUCAUCAUGUAGCGACUAGCCUGUUGAGUUAGGUUAAUAGUGACGCUCUCUUCGACAAGUUUACGAUUAACUGUAAAUAUACCACAUUUUCUUUAAUCCACAUGCACGACUUUAAGAGGAGAAACAUGAAAUGAGGCUCAUUGCAACUGUCGGUCCACCAUUAAUGUCGCCACUUAGUCAACUGCUAGUGUACAACAGUCAUUCAGUUGUGAGAAUCCAUCGAUUGUGUUUGCAGCCACAGCGUUUGACGGAGUGCCGUUAGGUCUUUUAAUUCUUCUGCUGCAUGUUAGUUAUGUAUUUAAUAAAAAGUGCAAUGGA
Messenger RNA from Scophthalmus maximus (turbot), 3364 nucleotides. RefSeq names its product uridine-cytidine kinase 1-like 1b (gene uckl1b). The record is from RefSeq and is a predicted model, not a curated record. Gene Ontology annotation, molecular function: ATP binding; kinase activity. Lineage: Eukaryota; Metazoa; Chordata; Actinopteri; Pleuronectiformes; Scophthalmidae. The coding region runs from base 319 to 1926 and encodes 535 amino acids. The transcript is spliced from 15 exons. Gene Ontology annotation, cellular component: cytoplasm.